ACCACCGCUUCUGUGUCUCUCUCUACCAUUAUUCUAACAAGUGAAAGACGAAGAAGAGAGAAUCAGACGCAAAAAUGGCGACUCUUUCGUCCUCUCUAUUAUCUUCUUCUCCUCUAUGCAAAUCCAGAUUCUCCCCAUCGAGAACUGUCUUCAUCUCUUUCUCCCCUCGAAGAACUCUCUCCGUCGCCUCGCCGGCGAUUCUCUCUCUCUCCGUCAAACAUCAUCGCUGCAGAAACUCUUUCCAAGUGAGAUCGGUAGCUAGUCCGGCGGAGACGGCGUCGGAGUUCGAUGAGAUGGUCUCCGGGACGAAGAGGAAGUAUUACAUGCUCGGAGGAAAAGGAGGAGUGGGGAAAACUAGCUGCGCUGCUUCUUUGGCUGUGAGGUUUGCUAACAAUGGUCACCCAACUCUUGUUGUCUCCACUGAUCCAGCUCAUUCAUUGAGUGACUCCUUUGCUCAGGACUUGACUGGAGGAAUGCUUGUGCCUGUUGAAGGACCUGAAUCUCCUUUGUUUGCUCUUGAAAUAAACCCUGAGAAGGCUAGAGAGGAGUUUCGUAGUGCCUCUCAGGCGAAUGGAGGGACUGGGGUUAAAGAUUUUAUGGAUGGUAUGGGUCUUGGGAUGCUUGUUGAACAGUUGGGGGAACUAAAACUUGGUGAGUUGCUUGACGCACCGCCUCCUGGAUUGGAUGAAGCCAUUGCCAUUUCUAAGGUUAUUCAGUUUUUGGAAUCACCUGAGUAUAACAUGUUCACCAGGAUUGUGUUUGACACUGCACCAACGGGUCACACGCUGAGGCUACUCUCCUUACCAGACUUCCUGGACGCGUCCAUAGGUAAAAUCUUGAAGCUUAGGCAGAAAAUAACCUCAGCUACCUCAGCAAUCAAAUCAGUCUUUGGGAAAGAAGAUAACAAGCCUGAUGCUGCUGACAAAUUGGAACGGCUAAGAGAGAGGAUGGUUAAAGUUAGAGAGCUUUUUCGUGACACAGAGUCAACAGAGUUUGUCAUUGUCACUAUCCCCACGGUAAUGGCUGUCAGCGAGUCUUCUAGAUUAAGUGCUUCGUUGAAGAAAGAAAGUGUCCCCGUCAAAAGACUUGUUGUUAAUCAGAUUCUCCCACCAUCCUCUUCUGACUGCAAAUUUUGUUCGAUAAAAAGAAAGGACCAAAUGCGAGCUCUUGAUAUGAUCAGGGAGGAUUCAGAACUCUCAGGUUUGACAUUAAUGCAGGCUCCGCUUGUAGACAUGGAGAUCAGAGGUGUUCCUGCUCUGCGCUUCUUGGGAGAUAUCAUUUGGAAAUGAGAAGAAGAAGCAAAGUUCAGUUGUAUUGAGAUAGUAGUGUUGUUUACUACAACUUACAUUACAUUAGUUUUGGGACAGAUGUACGAAUUGUCCUUAAAAAGAAUAAACUAUAUUGCAAUUCUUGGGGAGUCAAGAUAUUUACAA
Molecule: messenger RNA, 1433 nt
Organism: Brassica oleracea var. oleracea
Lineage: Eukaryota; Viridiplantae; Streptophyta; Magnoliopsida; Brassicales; Brassicaceae
Product: ATPase ASNA1 homolog 2-like
Exons: 11
Coding region: 75-1289 (404 amino acids)
Biological process (GO): post-translational protein targeting to endoplasmic reticulum membrane
Cellular component (GO): GET complex
Molecular function (GO): ATP binding; ATP hydrolysis activity
Source: RefSeq, a predicted model, not a curated record